Molecule: messenger RNA, 1317 nt
Organism: Saccoglossus kowalevskii
Lineage: Eukaryota; Metazoa; Hemichordata; Enteropneusta; Harrimaniidae
Product: CDP-diacylglycerol--glycerol-3-phosphate 3-phosphatidyltransferase, mitochondrial-like
Biological process (GO): cardiolipin biosynthetic process
Cellular component (GO): mitochondrion
Molecular function (GO): CDP-diacylglycerol-glycerol-3-phosphate 3-phosphatidyltransferase activity
Source: RefSeq, a predicted model, not a curated record
AUGUCGGGAACCAAGCCAAGAAAUAAACAAAAGAAUCCCAACUUUUCACCGCAGUUAACUAUAAGUUCAAAGGUUGUCAGUAUGGGAAACAUGGCCGGUGCGUGUCUUCGUCUGCUUCAAGGAUUAUUUCGCAAAGAAGCAAUCACCAGAGCAAGCAUUGGUGUUAGGCAGUAUCAUCAGCAGUCUAGUCUUGGUGAAAACAUGGAUCCUGUGUUCCAAGAAUUUAGUUGGAUUUCACGUUUUGCUCCCGUGUUUGCUGUCAAUGGAGAUCAAGUAACCAUUCUGAGAGAACCAAGUGAAUUUUAUAAAACUUUAAAGGAAAAAGCUCGGCAUGCAAGAAAUAGAAUUGUGUUAGCAUCUCUGUACCUGGGUACUGGUGAAUUGGAACAACAACUGGUUGAUAGCAUUCAUGAAGCAGCAAAGAAUUCAACCCAUUCACUACAUAUACAGAUUUUAUUGGAGUACACUAGGGGGUCCAGAGGAAAACAUAAUUCCAGGACAAUGCUGUUACCAUUACUUCGUGAAUAUGGUUCUAAUGUGAACAUAUCUCUGUAUCAUAGUCCUGAUCUGAGGGGCAUGUUAAAACGCUUUGUACCAGCAAGGUUGAAUGAAGCUAUUGGACUACACCAUAUGAAAAUAUAUUUAUUUGACGAUUCACUGAUUAUUAGCGGUGCCAACUUAGAAAAUCAAUACUUUACAAACAGACAAGACCGGUACAUCUUACUUGAAGACUGCCCUCAAGUGGCAAACUUUUUCACCCAGCUCGUUUCCACAGUUAGUGGUUUUUCAUUUCAACUUCAUGAGGAUGACAGCGUCAGUAUGAAAGAAGAUUUUGGUAUUCAUCCAUUCACCGGUGAUAUCAAAAUGUUCAAACAAGAAGCAGAAAGAAGAGUCAGGUCACUACUGGAUGCUCAUCAACAGUUUACAAAAUUAACAACAACCAAAUUACACAAUGUUUCAAAUAUUGAAACUGUGAAUAAAACCAACAUUCUUCCUGAAUUGAGAACUCGAAAAGUUGCUGGAAAUGCUGGAAGCGUUUGCAUUGAUGAUAUUGAAGAAAGGACUAUCAAAAAGCAGGAGACUAUUCACAGUACAGACUCUAGCAAUAAGCUGGAUACGUUGAUUUAUCCGUUAAUACAAAUGGGACCAUUAGGAAUCACAAACGAUGAGGAAGCAACAAUGUAUUUACUAGAAAACUCACCAUGUGGAAGUCGCAUACACUUAGCAUCAGGAUAUUUUAACUUAACAGAAAGCUACAUUGAUAUUGUAUUAAAUAAAUCCAAAGCAUUCUUUAACAUAUUAAGCGCUGCACCUCAG